Molecule: messenger RNA, 822 nt
Organism: Paramuricea clavata
Lineage: Eukaryota; Metazoa; Cnidaria; Anthozoa; Malacalcyonacea; Plexauridae
Source: the annotation of a GenBank genome assembly
AUGCACGCUUUAGGUGAGUUUAGUUCGAAGCAUAAAAAUCAAAUAAACAUUUAAAAAAAAAUAAAUUAAAAAUUAAAUAAAAAAAAAUUUUAAAAAAAAUUUUGAUAAAUAUAAAAAUCAUAAAAAUCAAAUAAACUAUUUAUGUAAACAUUUUUAUGUUUAUAUAGAUAGGCCUUACUGACAGUGGCCAUUCGUCACAACAUUAAUUGAUAUAUGUUUUGUGCAAUAUUUGGGUAGUUUUGAGACGUACAUUUGUAUCCUAAUGACUAAUUGUUCUUUUUUGAUCGGGUCAUAAACAAUGGCGCUUCUCGUACAAACUCCCGCUUCUCAGCUAUCGUCCUCGUUUGACCAUGGGUUUUUCUCUAAUAUUUUCAAGGUUUCUUCCAUGAACAGUCGCGUCCUGACCGCGAUACUUAUGUUUCCAUUUAUUGGGAAAAUAUUUUACCAGGUGAGUCUUAACAACCUCGUAUUCAGGCUUUCUCCUCGACGUAGGAGCAUAUUUGCACACUCGCUGUACAGCUUGUCUGCGCUAAUUUUCGCCAAGAUUCUAGCUUAAACCUAGUGUAUUUAUAAAUGUAUUUUAAUUUCCCCAAUUGUUUCAGGACAAGAGAACAAUUUUGUUCGUUAUCCCAAACAAACUUUCACAACGCUUGGUCUUCAGUACGACUACGAAAGUGUCUUACAUUAUGGAAACACAUUUUUCUCAAAAAAUGGGAGGCCGACAAUACUUGCGACGACGAUGCCUUUGAUCACGCUGGGUCAGCGGAAUGGUAUGAGCAAGUUGGGUCAGCGGAAUGGUAUGAGCAAGUUGGAUUACGCUAA